AUGGGCAGCAUCGGCAGGCGCUGGCUGGGCCAGGUGUGCCGGGCCCUCGCCCAGCGCCCUCCUCACCGCCGCUUUUGUCCAGGUCCGCCCGCCCCGGUGUGGCCCGGGGGCACGCAGGUGCCCUGCUGGAGGCCCUGCCGCCGUGAGCGCAGGGCUGGCGCGGCCCCUCCUGCGUCCUACCUGUGCUCCCGCCAGGCCCGCGGCUCGCCCGCCAGGACGCUGCCCGGCCCAGCCCGGCCCUCUGCCCGCCCGGCCGAGCGCUGGGCGGGGCCGCCGCCUAGGACAUGCCCGGCGCGGCCCGCACGCUGGCGGCAGCCCCGGCCGAGCCCACGGGCAGAGCGCCGGACCGCGGCCUCGCGCGGCGGGUCCCCUGACGUCUGCGGCGACACGCUCCGCCCCGCGACGCCCCGCCCCCGUGACGCCCCGCCCCGCGACGCCCCGCCCCCCGGAAACCAGGUUAGGGCGGGCCAGCCUCAGCAGGUGAGCCGGACUCCGCAGCGCCGCCCCAGAGGUUACGCGCUGCCCCUCCCGUUCCGUCCACCCGUCCCGGCGCACCGGAUCGGGCAACCAAGAACCGGCGAUCACCUUUGUCCCCCGCCCAGCCUGGGGCUGCGCAUCUCCGCCACCCUGUGCACCCAGACCCCCUUCUCUCUGGCGCUGGCUAUCCCAGGGUUGCGAGACAGGGCGUAUGGCUACCCAGCGUCCCGUCCCAAAGCCGAAUAG
Messenger RNA from Mus caroli (Ryukyu mouse), 723 nucleotides. Lineage: Eukaryota; Metazoa; Chordata; Mammalia; Rodentia; Muridae. The record is from RefSeq and is a predicted model, not a curated record.